Messenger RNA from Gavia stellata (red-throated loon), 780 nucleotides. It is a transcript of the gene TMEM167A, whose product is annotated as transmembrane protein 167A. NCBI's taxonomy places the organism in Eukaryota, Metazoa, Chordata, Aves, Gaviiformes, Gaviidae. The coding region runs from base 35 to 250 and encodes 71 amino acids. The record is from RefSeq and is a predicted model, not a curated record. The transcript is spliced from 4 exons. Gene Ontology annotation, biological process: intracellular transport; protein secretion.
GCCGGAAGUGUGAUGUGGCCGCGAGCGGGUCGCCAUGUCUGCCAUCUUCAACUUUCAGAGUCUACUGACUGUAAUCUUGCUGCUCAUAUGUACCUGUGCCUACAUCAGAUCCUUGGCUCCCAGCUUACUGGACAGUAAUAAAACUGGACUAUUGGGAAUAUUCUGGAAAUGCGCCAGGAUUGGUGAACGGAAGAGCCCCUACGUGGCUGUGUGCUGUGUCAUGAUGGCCUUCAGCAUUCUGUUUGUAUAAUAGCAACUGGAGAGUGUCACCUACACCCUACUACCAAACAGCAAAGCAUGGAAGAAUUUCUGGCAGGAAAAGAUGAGGAAGUGUCAUCAAGUCUCCUCUUGCAUGUUGGCUAGCCUGUAUCUUAGUGGACACCCCCGCUCCUGCAAUUGGACCAUCGUGUACAGUAUUAGUGAUCAUAAUGUAAUUAACUCCACAUGACAUGUACUUAUUAAUGUCAAUUCAGUACUGACACUCCUUGUGUAACUCUUGAAAGGGUGUCUGUUGUAUAUCUGAGAUUCAGGGGAGCUUUUUUUACACCAUGCUGUUGAAAAGGCUUUUAAUUUUUUGUUUGAUAGACCUAUUUAAUGAAACUUAAAAAUUAUAAAUCUAGCAAUAGCAGUAAGACCACUCUUACAAGAAUAAAGAACGUUGUGACUCUAGGAUAUUAUUACAAAAGUAUUUUCAGUUCUUACUGUCUGAACAAUUCCUGUCAUUUUGUGAUAGCUAUACUCGCAAACUAAAAAUAUAAACUCUGGCCUAAGUUACAUUCA